AUGGUGGAUGUGGAUGUGGAAGUAAUGGCAUCGACAGGCAAAAUUAGGUCGUGGGUGUUGGCAUUGGUGACUGUGGGCAAUUAUAUUUACUGUACUGUCUUUGUUUGUUUCAGCCAAACGGAGCCAAACGGACGUUUUGAAACACAAACAAAAAUUUGCUUAAGCAUAUCCAAUCAUCAUCCUAAACAUUGGCAACCAUCAUGGAGUGUUAGGACUGCUCUAAUUGCAUUUAUGCCCACAAACCCUAAUGGUGCUUUGGGCUCAUUAGACUACAUGAAAGAACAACGGCCUGAUCUUGCAGUUAAAUCUCGUGAAACUGCACCCAACUUUGGUUCUCCUGAUCGUCAAAAGCUCAUUGAUGAGAUUCACGAGUACAUGAUCAGUAAGGCAUCUCCGGUCCCUCAACCUAACUCCCCGGAAUCUUCAGAACCACCAGCUGCCGCCACAGAACAAUCCUGUGAAACACCGGUUAGUCCUGCUAACACUAAUGCUAUCACAGAGAUAACUGAGCACGAAGAACAACAUCAUGAAGUUCCUUUAAACGAGAACCAGUUACCGUGCAAAUUAACCUUUUUUUAAACGAGAACCAAGAAGCUGAAGAGUCAAGGGUGUCAGCGCAGGUGGCUCCUGUUAUACCUCCUGCAACUGUGAACGCACCUUCUUCUGUAGCUGCGGUGGUGCAGCAGCACCAACCGAUGGUUCAGAAACAGGCUGAUGACCGCCUGUUCACAAUAGCAGCGGUUUGACUGGCGCUUGCUAUUGCCAUGCUUCUGUUGAAGAAGUUGAUGAAAGCCAGUGGACAUGGUGCAGUGUUCAUGGGUCAAUCUUGAAAAGCGAGUAUUUUCAGGUAUGCGGAUUUACGGCUAAAUUGUCCAGUUUGAAUUUUCUGUCUGCUAUACUUAAUUUAUGUAUAUUUGCUUUCACACUGGUGAUUGUAUUGUGUAUAUAAUUACUUACAAUUUCAUUGUUAUAAAGAGACUCCCGAGUGUUAUUUAAGA
Messenger RNA from Helianthus annuus (common sunflower), 998 nucleotides. RefSeq names its product ubiquitin-conjugating enzyme E2 32. Bases 1 to 579 code for a protein of 192 amino acids. NCBI's taxonomy places the organism in Eukaryota, Viridiplantae, Streptophyta, Magnoliopsida, Asterales, Asteraceae. The record is from RefSeq and is a predicted model, not a curated record. The transcript is spliced from 4 exons.